UAGAUAUUUUUUAGUAAGAACGGCUAAUCUUCAUGCAGUGUCUUCUUCUACUCUUUGGUUUUAAUUCAUUAAAAUUAUCUGUGAUAUAAAUAAUGAUUGAAUUAACUGCUAAUUGUGUCUUCCUUUUAGAUAUUGAAGGAACAACGACGUCAAUUUCGUAUGUUACAGAUGUUCUGUUUCCAUACGCUUUAAACAAUCUUGAAAGCCAUCUAGAAUCAAAUUGGUCUAGUAAACAACUUCUUGAGGAUAUUGAUUUGCUUAAACAGCAAUCCUUAAUUGAUGUGACCAAUGGAUUGAUCGAUAAACCAUUACCUGAUAAUAUUGACGAUCUUCAAUUCAAAAGUCAACUGGUCAGCUAUGUUAAAAAAUUGAUCGAUGGCGAUGUCAAGUGUACCGCUCUUAAAAAAUUGCAGGGACACAUUUGGAAAGAUGGAUUUGAAUCUGGUUUGAUCAGAGGACAUGUUUACGAUGAUGUGCCUAAAGCUUUGGAAAGAUGGGCAAAUAAGUUCAAUUGUGAUAUAUAUAUUUAUUCAUCUGGAAGUAUCGAAGCUCAGAAACUGCAUUUUGGGAACACCAUUCAUGGUAAUUUACUUCCGCAAAUCAAGGGCCACUUUGAUACGACGACUGGACCAAAACAAGAUCCCAAAAGUUAUACAAAAAUUGUGGAAGCAAUAAAACGUAACCCAGGGGAUGUUACUUUCCUCACUGAUAUUCCUCAAGAAGCCAUUGCUGCCCGCUCUGCUGGUCUAACUUCAAUCAUUGUCUGUCGCCCAGGAAAUAAAGAAAUUGAUUCUUCUACUAAAGAAAUGUUUCCCACAAUUAAAUCAUUUGAUGAAAUCGAAAUCAAAAUUAAAUGAUGGAAAUCGAAAUCGAUUAAUAACUCUGCUUGGUUGGUGUCAAUUCACUUUUGCUUUUAUUUUAUCGUAAAAUAAGAGGAAAUCUACUGAAUCCUUGGUUUCUAGUCCACCGUUUCACUGGUCACGUCCAUAUUCAUCGUAAAUCAAUCCAUUUUUAGUGUAAUGAUCGCCAACUUCAUCAAUCGUUAUUGCUUCCAUCAUAAAAUUAUCCACUGGACAAAUUUCCUUUCCUCUUAGUUAAUAUUUAUAUCAUUUUCGUGAUAUUCUAAAUGUCUACCUGAUAUCUUAAAUCAAAAUAAGACUAGUUAAUUUUUCCUUAUUCCUGGAAGAGCUUCAGUAAUCAUUCCAUUUCAAAAAUAUGCUGGUUUGUGAUAAUUUCAAAAAUCAUCAAAUGGGUCGCCUAUUCAUGUAAAACUUGCUUCUCAUGAACAUUAUGGGAAUGAAUUCUAUUUUUAUCAAUGUCUGAUGACCAUCAAGAUUGGCAGUGAAAUUUAAGGAACUACCUGUUCGGAAAUUAAUCAAUUGUCAUCUACAAUUACCUGCAAUGUUAUUUCCUUUAAUUUUAGAAUGGAACUUUAUUUCCCAAUCAAUUGAAUUUGAAAUGCUUGGGAAAUUAAGGGUCACAAAAAAAGGAAAUUAUUAAAUUUAGUUACAAUUAUUUCGUACAA
Tetranychus urticae (two-spotted spider mite) is the source of this 1525-nucleotide messenger RNA. RefSeq names its product enolase-phosphatase E1. Gene Ontology annotation, molecular function: acireductone synthase activity; magnesium ion binding. The record is from RefSeq and is a predicted model, not a curated record. Lineage: Eukaryota; Metazoa; Arthropoda; Arachnida; Trombidiformes; Tetranychidae.